Messenger RNA from Symbiodinium necroappetens, 1322 nucleotides. The record is from the annotation of a GenBank genome assembly. Lineage: Eukaryota; Dinophyceae; Suessiales; Symbiodiniaceae.
GCGGCCGCCAGGAGGUUGGCAGAAGGCACAGCGAGCCGCGAGGAGACCCCGGAGAUGGCUGUGACAAAAGUGCCUUGGAAGGCCAUCUGGCCCUGUGCUACCAUGGUGCUGCUGAUCUACAUCUACCUUGCUGUGGGCAUCUUCAAACCUUUCUCGAUGGACUACGAGCGACUCAAGGAGGAGGACGAGGACAAGGAGGAGGAGGAAGAGGAGGAGGAGCUUCCCCGCCCCGUCCAACGCCGGGAGGUCGACCGCAGGGAUCCGGCCCUGGUGUUGGCAGCAGUGCUCUACUGGGUGGUGAUGCCCAUCGCUCUGGUCAGCCUGGGUUUUGGAGCAACCUGCGAGGAGGGUCCACCUACUCUGGCUUACAUCGCCUACGGAGUCUUCUUUGCUGUGCAUUUCGUCUGCAUAAUCCGGGCCAUGCUAGGCUCUUUGAGCAAGGACCUCCACAAAAGCACUCCGUGUCUCGUUUUCAUGCUCGGCCUUGCGGCGCUGGAGCACUUCGACAUGGCCUCGGAUGCGCUCUUCAGACAUCAGCUGCCUGCAGUGACGAAAUCACGAGUCUCUGGCUGCAGUCCUGGCACGAUGCCCCCGGCGGAGGGCUCAUGGUUCCAAUACUCUCUAAGCUGGGCUUCUCUGGCGUGGCGCUGUUCAUUACCAAUGCCUACCUUCCUCAGCUGCUCGUGGUUUACACUUUCGUUGCUCCAUUCGUGGCGCUGGUCUUCGUGCUCUUGGUGAUGCUUUGGGCAUCCUUCGGCUGGCUCGUCGGCUUGGCGGCAAUGCUUUGUGUCUACGCAUUGGUGAUCUGCAGCCCCAUAGGGACGUUUCAGAUGAGCCUAUUCCACGAGCAGGUCGACUCUGAGAACCUUCGCCUUGCCUUAUACAGCGGUGCCGAGGUCGUUGAACUCCCAGCAGAUGGACCACAAAACGCUGAGGGAAGAGUCGCAUUCAUCCUCGGCACGAAGCUCCUGCUGGAGAACUUGCUGCAGCUGUGGCUGCAAAGCUCCUACUUGUCCCUCUCCUUCGACCGCAUGGACACCUUUGCUCGCUGGCAAGCGAUGGCCUCCAUCGGCGUGGGACUCCUUGUUGCAGGUGGCAAGGGAUUGCAGAUCUCCGCAGUCGUCGUGCCAAAACUUGCAUGGUGUGCUCGCGCUGUCCGACAAUGUGACAUCCCCGCGAUAAUCAUGGGUGCCGUCCCAGUCUUCAUGAUGUUGGCAGGCUUCGGAGGUUUGGCAUGGGUCGCCGCAAAGGUCGUCUUCAUCUUCCAGUGCGACUCGCACGUUUGGAACCUCUCCACCGGCUGCGUCAGCCCGCAGACGUAA